Molecule: messenger RNA, 1086 nt
Organism: Yamadazyma jaroonii
Lineage: Eukaryota; Fungi; Ascomycota; Pichiomycetes; Serinales; Debaryomycetaceae
Source: the annotation of a GenBank genome assembly
AUGGUUCUUAAGAAUUCUAAAUAUGAUAAACAGGCCAAGAAACAAUAUUUGAAGAAACAUGGAUUAUAUGAAAGGCCCAAGACUAUUAUUAGGCCGAAAUGGUCAUCAAAGAAACAAAAAAAUUCCGAAAUGUUGAAAUUAGAGAUCGAUGAGAUGACAAGUGAUUGGGAUUCAGAUAUUGAUGAAGAUAUAGUCAAUUACUUCUAUCCUGCUAUUUCUGAAGAGCUUCCAGAAAUGCCAUUGGAAAUGAAAAGAAAGGUAAAGCGUCAAGUGAUUGAGGAUUUAAAAGUUCAGAGGAAUGAAUUGUUCAAUCAAGAUAUUGAAGCUAAUGAAGAAACUAUCAAAGAUAUGAAGGAGAAUGGAAUUUUCUUGGGUCAGGAAUCCUAUCCGGAAGUCAAGUUGACGGAAUUUAUUCCUCAGAUUCCUCUCACUAAGAGAAUACGGAAAAUACCCAUAAAUCGUGAUGAUGAUGAUUUGAAUGAUUAUGGAAUUUCAAUUUCCGACACUGUAACGAAUAAUGAUUACGAUGAUGUACAUAAGAAGAAAUUGGCUGAACGGAGACUUGAUCAAAUCCUGAAUGAAGAAUUGGUAGGUUUUAGAAUAGGUAAGGAUUCAUUAGGGGAGGUUAAAUCGAAAAAGAAUAAUAUCCAAAUAUUGAAUGAGGAGGAAGUUAAGAAAGACGAAGAACUUACUAAGAAGAACGACCAACAGAAAUUCUAUAAUGAAAUCAAGAAAAAAUUUGGAGCACCUCAAAAAAGUAAGGUAUUAGAAUUAAAUAACUAUGAUAAUACUAAUCCUGAACAUGUGAAACUCAUCAAUAGUAAAUUAGCGUUCGAAGAUGAAGGAGAUUUGGAUGCUGAUUUAGAUGAACUUCUCGGCACAAACUUCAAAUCUAUAGAUAUCAAAGACGAAGAACCUUCAUACUCCAGUCAAACACCUAACGGUCAAACACCUAACGGUCAAAUACCCAACGGUCAAAAAUCUACCAGUGGAAAAUUAACCAACACCAAAUUUUCAGCUCCUAAACCCCCAAUGCCUAAUUCUUCGGCUCCUCAUGAUGAUUUCCUUGAUGAGCUCUUGGGCUAA